Molecule: messenger RNA, 624 nt
Organism: Mucor velutinosus
Lineage: Eukaryota; Fungi; Mucoromycota; Mucoromycetes; Mucorales; Mucoraceae
Gene: LYS4
Product: mitochondrial Homoaconitase
Exons: 3
Coding region: 1-624 (207 amino acids)
Source: RefSeq, a predicted model, not a curated record
AUGUCUACUCCCGUUGUAAAUCCUGCUACAGCUGGUCGUCCUGUUCCUCCUGUUCCCAAUCAAUCUCCAGAUGCCAAAGCUCAUGCUCAGGCUGCUGCUAUGAACGCUCUCGACUUUGUCAAGAACAAGUCCAAUUACUACUUGACUCGUCUUGACAGAGAACUCGCCAAGCAUGCAUGUGCCAAUGAUAUUGAACGUCGCACUGGCUUGCCCAAGACCUAUGUCGUGUUGGGUACCUCCAUCACCUUCUUCUUGAUGAUCUUUUUCAACCUAGGCGCUCAAUUAUUAACAAACGCCAUUUCUUGGAUCUAUCCAGCAUAUGCUUCUUUCAAGGCGAUUGAGUCUCCUAACACGGAUGAUGACACUCAAUGGCUAACUUAUUGGACCGUCAUUGGUUUCGCUCAAAUGGUUGAGUAUUUCUCUGACAUCUUGCUCUACUGGUUCCCCUUUUACUACACAUUCAAGACCCUCUUUGUCCUCUGGCUCAUCUUGCCUCAAUUCAGAGGUGCUCAAAUUGCUUAUGAACGUUUCUUGCGUCCUUUUCUUUUGAAUGCUCAGCCAGAAAUUGACCGUCGUACCGACAAAUUUACCAAGCCAUUCACUAGUGGCGAAAAGACAUUGUAA